AUGUAAACAAUAAUGACCUUGAUAGAAUAGAAAAAUUAACAAGUUUUAGAAUUACUUAGGAACUUUGUUCUAGAUUACUCAAAUAUUGAAUUAUUUUAAAGUUUAAUAUUAGAAGAUUGUAAUCCUGAAACCACGUUUGUUCUUUAUUCAAUUAUCUAAAAAUGUCUGAUAAAUGGAGAUCAUUUUACGAAUUUUCCUCAUUAAAAAGUAAGCACUGAAUUCUUUUAUAAUGAAUAUGACCAUCGAUUAAAUAUUACAGAAAUUUGUACUAAACAUAUUGAGAUUGCUCUAAUUUAUUUAUAAUCAUCACAUAAUCAUCCAAAUUAUGUUUACAAUUAAGUAAUUUUUACUAUUGCACUUUUAAUAAGGAAAUUUUGGGUUGAUAUUUUAAAAAUUGAAGAUAUCAUAAGUUAAAUUAUAAAUAGCACUUUAUAAACAAAUAAAAUAGUCUUUUGUAAAAUAUUUGAAAACAUUAUCAGUUGUAUUAGAUAAUAUUCAUAUGCUAGUGGAUAUAUUGAAUAUAGAAAAACAUUAAAUAAUUUUUAAACGUAAUUCUAUUAUCUUAAUAUAGAUUAUCUUUAUAGAGAAUAUUAUAAGCUAUUCAUUUAUAAAUUUAGUAAUUAUAAGGAGAAUCUUUAAUUAAAUUAUAUGGAUAAAAUAAAAUAAUGGGUGAAUCUUUUAUUAAUUUAUUAUAUUAAUUGAUGAACUUGAAUUUUAAUUUAAGUUAUUAUGAAAUUGAUGUAGAUAAUGAAGGAAAGGAUACUUCAUAAUUAACUAAUGUAUAUAAAUAAUUUAAUUUAUUAGUUUCCAGAUUAUUAUUUAGAUUUAAUAAUAGAUCCUAUAUUUUUGAAAGAACUUUUUCAAGAUGCAAUUGGAUUUUUAAAUAUUGAUUAAAAUCUAUCUUUAUAUUUUAUAAGUAUGCUUUAAAGGAUUGCUUGUGUAAGAUUAUCAAUAUUUCACAAUAAAAAAUGUAAAGGAGGAUUUAGAAGAGUAAUGUGGGAAGGAUUAAUCUAUUUAUAUUAAAAUCAAGAUUAAUUUAUAAAUUAUGUAGAAUUCUCAUCUGAAAUUCAUUCUUUAGCAAUUAGAAUUAUUAAUAAUUUAACAUUAAGAAAAUUAACAAAAUUUUAAUUAUAAUUUGAUAAUUGUUUUUAGUUAAUUUAAUAAGUAUACUAAAAAACAGUAUAAUUAUUUGGAGUAAAAAUCAUGCCAAAUAGUCCUAUAAUAAAAUUAUAAGAACUUUGGAAUUAAAUUAGAUAUUAAGGUUCAUUAAAUUUACCUUUACAUGAUGGAUUAAAUGUAAAAAUAAAUUAAAUUAUGCAAAAUCAAUUAAUUAUAGUUUUAAAGACAUUUUUUUAAUAAAAUUAAUUCACAGAAAUUCCAUAAGAAUGUAGUGUUAAGAAAUUUAAGAAAUUAUUAGAUAUAACAUUUAUGCCUUUUCAUUGUCUUUUUAAAUCACAUAUCUAAGAUAAUAUUGGUCUCAUUUUAUAGAUGAUUGAAUAAUUAAGAGGAGAUAAUGAAUGUAUAAAUAAUAAUCAAUUAUUAUUAUUAGAUUAAAGUGCAGCUGUUAUAAGUCUAACUAUUGUAUUUUUAUUGCAUACAUCAAACACAGAGAUUUUAAAUUUAGGAUUUGAUAGUUAUAAUUUUGGAUAGAAAGAAGAGCCUAAACCUAACCUUGAUGGAUAAGCUUAUAUCUUAAAAUUUAUAGUAGAACUAAUAAAGAAUUCAUAAGUUUAAAAGAAUACAAGAAUAUUAAAAAUGGCAAUUCUAUCAUUUAUUGAAAGUUUUAUUACUGUAACAAUUGAUUCAUUUUGUUAUGAAUAAGAAACAAAAUAAUUCAAGAAUCUAUCUCAAUUAUAUUCACAGUUGAUACGUGCAGAUUAAAGAUAUCAAAAUUAUUUAUUAGUUUUGGAGACUAUGCUUGAUGAAUGGUAUUAAUUAUUUAAAUAUUUUAGUUUUUAAGUAUUUACAUAUGGUGAUCCUUUUUUAAUAGAAUUUAGUCUUAAAUUAAUAGAAUAUAUUUAUUAGAAAGUCAAAAAAUAUAUUCCUAGAAAAGUAUUUAAAACUUGUAGCAUAACAGAUAUGCUUAAGUAGUUUUUCUUAUAAUUAAACAUAACUUGUUUGAAUACACCUCAAUAUAUAAAAAAAAGAGCUUUGGUUUUUAAGAUAAUUACUAUAGUUUGGGUAGAUGAUUGCUCUGAUGAUUAUGUCAAUGCUCUUGUUGAUAUAUAUAAUCAAAUAAAAUAAAGCAUUAUAAAUGAAAUUAAUAAAGUCAAUAUUCUAAAAUAUGUUUGGGAUCUUAUUGGAAUUGCUUCAGAAAUAGAUGUAGACAAUAUUUAUAGAACAUUCUUAAGAAUAAUGUAAAUAAUAUUAUGAAUUAAUUAGAUAUCCUGAUAUUGCUAAAUUAUUGUCUGAAGAAAACAUUGAGUUAUUUGCUAAAGACUAUGAUUCUUCGAUUGCCAUUAUCACAUUAUUCAAAGCUAUCUUCUACAACAAGUACUAGUUUUCAUCAAUUACAUUAGAAACACUAGAUUGUCAACAGAAAAUAUUUAAUUAAUAUUGUAUCAAAUUUAUGGUAAAGCCAUGAAAUUCUUUAUUAUUCUAAUUUAAUAGUAAAUCUAAACUGCAAAAACACAAUAAAAAAUAUCAGAUUUGUAAUUAAAGUAAGUAUCUAAACUAAUGGCACUUAUGAGUCAAAUAUCAGGAUAAAAGAAAAUUAAUUAAGGAUUUUUCAUUAUUUAUAAUGAUUAAUGUUUUCUUGAACUAUUUAACUUAUAGAUUUAACUUCUCUUAAUUUAUAGACCAUUACUUUAACAUAUUCCAAAAUACAAAAAAUUGUUAUAUGAAUUUUUUGAUUGUAUAUGUUAAGAUCAUUCAGAAACUUUAGCUUAUAAGUGUGAUUUAAAUUCUUAUCUUGAUAUUUUCCAUAUUUGUAAAGAAUCAUUAAAAGAUAUUAUUUAUGAUAAUCAUGGAGAGGAUACUAUUAAUGAGAAUUGUUCAACUCUUAUAUUAAUUGGAACUUUAUUAAGCAAUAUAUCAACAUUUUUAAUUUAAGAAGCUUCAGUUGGAGAUAUAAAUGAUUUGCAAAUGAUUAAAAAUAAAAUAAAUGCCAUUAAUAUAUCUGGAAAAUAGAUAUUAUAUGAAAUGUUCAAUUUAUGUUGCUAAAUCACUUUAAUAUACCCAAAAAAUUCAAAAGUGAUAUUUGCUAUACCAGAAAUUUUAUAUGCCAUCUCUAUUUUUAAUCCAUCUGAUGUAAUUAUAAUAUUUAAUAAUUUUAGUUUGAGACUCUCCUUAUAUCAAUAAUGACCAAUUAAAUAGGAAUCAUCUCAAAUUUAUUAAUUGAUCAAAUUAGUUUAGCUUUUAAGAAUCUAUAAGGAGAGUUAUAAAUUUCAAAUAAAGAAGAUUUUUUAAGAAAAAUUAAAGUAGUUUUAGAAAUGUAUAAAUGA
This is a messenger RNA of Paramecium primaurelia, 3443 nucleotides long. NCBI's taxonomy places the organism in Eukaryota, Ciliophora, Oligohymenophorea, Peniculida, Parameciidae. The record is from the annotation of a GenBank genome assembly.